Molecule: messenger RNA, 1473 nt
Organism: Meloidogyne enterolobii
Lineage: Eukaryota; Metazoa; Nematoda; Chromadorea; Rhabditida; Meloidogynidae
Source: the annotation of a GenBank genome assembly
AUGAAAAAAAGUUUGGCUGAAGAUCAGCUAGCACUUUUUGUUUCCUUUUGUGCUUUGAGAUAUGCUGUUGAACAUGUUGAUACUAAGCCUAUACAUGAUUUUCAAUUUACUUUUCGUAUUUAUUUUAAUAUGGAUUUGGAUGGAAGUAAAAGGGAAUGUAAUACUUGUGGUAAUAUUGUUCACCUAAUUGAAAGAGUAACUCUAAUUGGACGUAUUUGGCAUAGAGCUUGUUUAAAAUGCUCUUUGUGUGGUCGACAACUUUAUAGGGGUGCUUUUUAUUUACUUCAUUUUUCCGAUGCCUCAAUACGUUUGGAAUGUGUGGAACAUGGAGCUAACGCUAUUUUGUAUGGGGACCCUAAACACAGACUAGCAUUACCACCACCUUUACCUCCUCCACUUCCAAUCACUUCUUCACGUUUAUCAUUUAUUGGAUCAGAAAAUAUGUUAAAUAAAAGAGCCUCCUCACUACUUUCUUUGUCUUCGCCUCCUCCCCGGCCUCCACCUCCACGUCUUCCAAGUAUAGAUGCAGUCAAAAAACAGACUAAAUCAAACAUAUCAGAAGAAAAAGAUUUAAAGGAUACUUCUACUUCAAAAGAGGAAGAAGAAAGCAUUGAAAGCAAAAUUGCUUUAGCCGCGGCUGCGUGUCAUGAUGCUCCGAUCCCUAAACCUCGUGUAUCGUUGCAACAAGCCUGUAAUAAACAACAGCAACAAAAAAAUGGGGAAAAGACUUGGGAGAUAUUGGAAUACCCUUCAGAAUUAAACCCAUUUGGUUCUGAUGAUGAAGAAGAUGAGGCAGAAGAAGAAAAAGAUGAAGACAAAUCUCUUAAGGAAUCCAAAGAAUCUCAAAAGGAAAAUUGUGAUAAAAAUGGUAAAGAGACCGAGAAAAGGCCAAUUUCUGUUGUUAAUCCAUUUGAUGAUACUGAUGAAGAGGAGGAUUUAAAGGAAAAUGAAGAAAUGAAGGAAUCUUUAUCUUGUUCACCUUUGCCCAAGAUUGAGGAAGAAAAAUCUAAAGAAGAAGAAUCAAAUCCUCAUUCACCUAAUAAUCCUUUCGAUAAAAGCGAUGACAAAACUGAGGAGGAAGAAGAAAAAUAUUCUCCAAAAGUUAAGCAACGCCAACAACAAAAUAUUCAUUCACCUCCCCCACCUCCCCUCCCACCUUCUUUUACACCUCAAAAUCGCCCUACAAGUGAAAUUAUUUCUUCUACAAUUUGUGCAUUCCAAUCAAAUAAUAAUCAAAAUAUUCCUCAAAAAUCGCCAAAUAAUUUAUUUGAGAAACCGAAAUGUUUUCAAGUGGGGGUUUUAUUAAAGAAUCUCAGUCUUACUUUCUCUCUAGAUAUCCAAAUCUCUAUCUUAUCCCCUCAACUAUAUAGAUAUCUCCAACUUAUCCCAGUAUGUUCUCAUUUUUUCUUUCAUUUUCCAUUACAACCUGUCUCAGUUUCCCAGAUAUCUAUCCUGAGUGUGGAUGCUCAGUAG